Molecule: messenger RNA, 1236 nt
Organism: Orbicella faveolata
Lineage: Eukaryota; Metazoa; Cnidaria; Anthozoa; Scleractinia; Merulinidae
Product: diencephalon/mesencephalon homeobox protein 1-B-like
Biological process (GO): regulation of transcription by RNA polymerase II
Molecular function (GO): RNA polymerase II transcription regulatory region sequence-specific DNA binding; DNA-binding transcription factor activity, RNA polymerase II-specific
Source: RefSeq, a predicted model, not a curated record
UCCGUCCUUUUGGAGCAAACGUCUACGAAUUAGAGUGAUUUAUGUUAUGCAUUGCACGAUUAAAAACGUCCUUCAAAGCUGCUGUUACGUUAACUACUGGCAUCUGCGACAGUUUCUGGAGCAUUUAUCAAUGUCAACGUGCGUGGCUUAAUUACAUUAGCAGCUACAGCAGCUUGUAAGCUAACACGAUCUGAUUAUGAAAAGCACACAUGACACACAUAUACGAGCGUCUGCGAUGCGAAGGUACAUGCAUUGCAAGUAUUGAGGUGCUGCAGUCAGGGAUAGAACACAAUCUGACAGUCUGUCAGAAAAGAAUCAAAUACAUCGAAGGUAGCGGUACGCUAUUCCAUAAUGGAUACCAAUCCAUUCUCAAUUGAAAGCAUUCUGAAAAAGAACUCGUCCACGCCGACUGAUAACACAGAGGAACCCAAACCUUCGAAAUCAACAGAGGCCCUUUCACUCGCUGUGAAACUAGCUGACGUUAUUUUAGAAGCUCGACAAGAGAAAACUCGCCGUACACCACGGCGCACGCGCACAGCCUUCACGCACCAGCAGUUGGGAAUCCUGGAGAAAUCCUUCAGUAAAACACAUUACCCAGAUGUAGAGCUCAGAGAGCAACUGGCUGAGAAGACCAAUCUGCAAGAAAGCCGGAUUCAGGUCUGGUUUAAAAACAGACGUGCCAAAUACCGCAAGGAAGUAAGAACGUGUCUUCCACAAGACAGCUACGACAGUGAUGAGGAGCACAUUUCUACUGCUUGUCCAGUGACACCGACCCAAGUCCCGCCGUCUUGUUUUCAGUGCAACACAGUUCCAUAUUAUUUCAACUAUAACGAGCCUAUAGACUCAAUGAGAUCUUUUGGAUGUUCCACGAGCAUGUACCCCACACUCACUUCACACACUCAGUUGGCACCAGCACAUGGAAUACACGGUUGGCAGCCAGUUACAAACCUGAUGAUGGAUCAUAAGCAUCUGGGAGAUCUGUGGCGUGGAUGAUAAUGAUAUUAGAUUUAUCGCCCUAUUUUUUCUUUUUUCUUUUGUUUUUCUUUUGUUUUUGUUUUUGUUUUCCGAUAAACUCGAAAUUACGGAGCACUUUAACCAUUAACUAGAGUCUAUCUUAGUUAUCUCGAACGAAAUCCACAUAUUCGCAUCCCACGACAGACGUGGGGCCUUUUAAAUUACAAGACACAUUCAGAAACUAUAUGUAUGCCCAUUGUUUUUCUGCGCGCCGAUACAAUU